AGAGGGAAGAGGUUGCAGACUUUCUCUGCCAGUGUAGCUUCACUGCGCUGGAACAGCAGCGCUUACCGAGAGAGCAACAAACAAACAAACAAACAAACAAACAAACAAACAGACAGCAGCAGACAGGCAAGCAGAGGCUUUCCCAGCACCCCCCCCCCCGCAGCCAUGGGGAACCGGGGCAUGGAGGACCUGAUCCCGCUGAUCAAUAAACUGCAGGACGCGUUCAGCGCCAUCGGGCAGAGCUGCAACCUGGACCUGCCGCAGAUCGCCGUGGUCGGCGGGCAGAGCGCCGGCAAGAGCUCCGUGCUGGAAAACUUCGUGGGCAGGGAUUUCCUUCCUCGUGGCUCUGGGAUUGUGACCAGGCGCCCCCUCAUCCUGCAGCUGAUCAAUGCAAAAGCAGAGUAUGCCGAGUUCUUGCACUGCAAAGGGAGGAAGUUUGUGGAUUUCGAUGAAGUUCGGCAGGAGAUCGAAGCGGAGACGGACAGGCUGACUGGCACGAACAAAGGCAUCUCGUCCGUUCCCAUCAACCUGAGGGUCUACUCUCCCAACGUGUUGAACCUCACUCUCAUCGACCUGCCUGGGAUCACCAAGGUGCCUGUGGGGGACCAGCCCGCGGACAUCGAGCACCAGAUCAAAGACAUGCUGCUGCAGUUCAUCAGCAGGGACAGCUGCCUCAUCCUGGCUGUCACGCCCGCCAACACUGACCUGGCCAACUCCGACGCGCUCAAGAUCGCCAAGGAAGUGGACCCGCCAGGCCUGAGGACCAUCGGAGUGAUCACAAAGCUGGACUUGAUGGACGAAGGGACUGAUGCGCGGGACAUCCUGGAAAACAAGCUGCUGCCGCUGAGGAGAGGCUAUAUUGGAGUAGUGAACAGGAGCCAGAAGGAUAUUGACGGCAGAAAGGAUAUCCGGGCUGCCAUGGCAGCCGAGAGGAAGUUCUUCCUGUCUCACCCGGGGUACAGGCACAUGGCAGAGCGCAUGGGCACCCCUCACCUGCAGAAAACCCUCAACCAGCAACUGACCAACCACAUUCGAGAGACUCUGCCUGCUUUGAGGAACAAACUGCAGAGUCAGCUGCUGUCACUAGAGAAGGAGGUGGAGGAGUACAAGAACUACAGACCCGACGACCCGACCCGCAAAACCAAGGCUCUGCUGCAGAUGGUCCAGCAGUUUGCAGUGGACUUUGAGAAGAGGAUCGAGGGUUCGGGAGAUCAGGUCAACACAAUGGAGCUGUCGGGAGGGGCUCGAAUCAACCGCAUCUUCCACGAGAGAUUCCCCUUCGAGCUGGUGAAGAUGGAAUUUGACGAGAAGGAACUCCGAAGGGAAAUCAGCUAUGCAAUUAAGAAUAUUCACGGUGUCAGAACGGGCCUGUUCACUCCAGACCUGGCUUUUGAAGCCAUCGUCAAAAAGCAGAUUAUUAAACUGAAAGAGCCGUGCCUGAAAUGCAUUGAUCUGGUCAUUCAGGAGUUGAUCAGUACGGUCAGACAGUGUACCAGCAAGCUGGGCUCGUAUCCACGGUUACGGGAGGAGACGGAGAGGAUCGUCACGACAUACGUCCGGGAACGGGAGGGAAAGACCAAGGAUCAGGUCCUCUUGCUGAUUGACAUUGAACUGUCUUACAUCAACACAAACCAUGAGGACUUCAUCGGCUUUGCCAAGUACGUACUGCCCCCAGCCCCCAGCAUGCACACUCAAGGAGCCUACCCAGCUGGUCUGCUGUUCUCUAACUCUGUUCAUUCGUUGACUGAAAGCCCAUGUAGAGUCUUGACUGACUGCGAUGCCUUGCUUUGUGUACAGUGGCGUGCUGGUGACCGCAUUACCAGGUAACCAGUCCCUCAGCGAGCGUUUAGAAGCCACCAUUCGCCUCUGCAGCCAAACCUCGCUGUCAAGGGGCCGCUACUACCAAAGGUGUAAAGAAUUGAACGGCCGCGUGGUGUGCAGGGGGGAGUCACACAGUCAGGGGAGCGCAGG
Polyodon spathula (Mississippi paddlefish) is the source of this 1971-nucleotide messenger RNA. Its product is annotated as dynamin-2-like. NCBI's taxonomy places the organism in Eukaryota, Metazoa, Chordata, Actinopteri, Acipenseriformes, Polyodontidae. Gene Ontology annotation, cellular component: cytoplasm; membrane; microtubule. The coding region runs from base 166 to 1827 and encodes 553 amino acids. The record is from RefSeq and is a predicted model, not a curated record. The transcript has 12 exons. Gene Ontology annotation, molecular function: GTP binding; microtubule binding; GTPase activity.